GGCGGCUUCUCACUGGUCAGCCUGUGGCAGUUUGAAUUUGGUGGCGGCGGUCGCACGUCCGGUUAGCCCCGGAGCCUCUCUCUCUCAGCUGAAGCAGCCAGGUUUUUCUCAGCCCCUGUUUCGGGACCCACAGCCUCCAUCGAAGCGCCAUGGCUCCGGCUAGGAAGGGCGGCAGUCGGGUGACCAAGACCAGCUCGGUACGGAGCCGAAAGCUCGCCUCUUUUCUUAAGGACUUCGACCGUGAAGUGCAAAUACGAUCCAAGCAGAUUCAGUCAGACAGGCAGAACCUCCUCAAGGAGAUGGAUAACUUGUACAACAUCGAGAUCCUGCGACUCCCCAAGGCGCUGCGCGAGAUGAACUGGCUCGACUACUUCGCCCUUGGAGGAAACAAGCGGGCGCUGGAGGAAGCAGCUACAGCUGACCUGGAUAUCACAGAAAUAAACAAACUAACAGCAGAAGCUGUUCAGACACCCCUGAAAUCCGCCAAAACACGAAAGGUGAUGCAAGUGGAUGACAUGAUAAUGGAAGAAGAAGAGGAAGAAAAUAAAAAUAAGAAUCCUCAAACUGCAAGAGUUAAAAGGUGUCCUCCAUCCAAGAAGAGAACCCAGUCUAUACAAGGAAAAGGCAAAAGUAAAAGGUCAAACCAUUGUGCCACUGUUACCCCAGCUGUGGGCCGACUGGAGUUGUCUAUGGUGAAACCAACUCCGGGCCUGACACCCCGGUUUGACUCAAGGGUCUUCAAGACCCCAGGCCUGCGCACUCCAGCAGCCAGAGAGCGGAUUUACAAUGUCUCUGUAAAUGGCAGUCCUCUUGCUGACAGCAAAGAGAUAUUCCUCACCGUGCCAGUGGGAGGCGGAGAGAGCAUGCGGUUAUUGGCCAGUGACUUGCAGAGGAUUGAUAUCGCACAGCUGGAUCCAGAGGCCUUGGGAAACAUUAAGAAGCUCUCUAGCCGUCUUGCUCAAAUCUGCAGCAGCAUACGGACUCACAAAUGAGGCUGCUAUUCCAAGAAGCCAGAUUUCACAGGAUGGACCUUCAAUGGGCACUUCUGGGACCCUGAAGAUACCUCUUCCCUUCGGCUUAUUGUCUGUUUGAACGUGAAGUUCCAGAGCAGGGAGAAGCGUUCCUCUUGGAGAAUUCAGGAAGCGUUGCUAUUGGCACCUCCCAACCCAGAUGACAGACACUGCCUCUGUGUCCAUACAGUCCAAACCUCCUGCCGUUCUCCCAGCUGAAUUCUCCUUCCUGCUCUCAGCUGCCGCCUCUGCCUGCCGUAGCUCCACGUCCUCUCCGCCCUGCCCUAACUCCAGCUGAGGCUGCACAGGGGAGCCUCCUGUUCUCGGGAAGACUGCCAACUUGCCCUCACCGGGGAGCCCGCUCCAGCUGGCGUUCCCGCCCUGUGCGUGCUUGGGGCUGGGAGCUAGGCUCAGAGAAGUGAGCUCCGUGAGAGGGCGGCUCCAGGAGCUGGGGGGGCCUGUGCAGAUGGGGCCAGGACCUGUCACAGCAGUGACCACAGGAGGAAACAUCUCCCCUCCUGCGCACAUCCCCUCCCUCCUGUGGUGGGUACUGACAGGGCUCUGCAAUCUUAACACCUGCCAUGCCCAGUAGUUUGGUUUCAAGCUGACUUGUAGACUAGUAUUUUGUAUUAUCCCUGUUUACCAAAGACCAAAACUUGGUUUGUGGGCAGUUUCCAUGUCUUACUCCUCUACCUCUCUGGUUAGUCCAGUUAGUGGGAAUCUGGAUAAGGGAGCUGUAGGGUUUAGGUUAAUCAGGGGUUUUUACAUGACUGGCCGCAGAGGAACUCUAAGCUGUCCGUGGCCCUGUGGUCCCCACCAGGCCUGUAGACUGCAGAGAGCACUUCUGUCUUCUGAGGUUCAUGGGGGAGUGGGCGUAGCUUGCCUGGUGGCCUCAUUCCUCACGUUUGGCCUCUGCCCCGGCGUGGGCUGUCACAUGGGCACUGAGAUCCCUGCGCUCCAGCCAGCACCUGUGCCCCAAAGAAUCAUUAGAUGUGGUUUGAGAACGUGGGAGCUGAGAGUCCCCACCCCAAGCCUGAGAGCACAGUGUUCUGUGAAUGGCUCUUUGUUGUACUCUAUUAUUUUCCUACAUGACCAUUCUAGUCCAGUCCUGUUCAAGAUGUGUUCUUUUCAAGUUGUUUUAUUCUCCCUUUCCUGAGACUUUUGUACAUACUGUUUUCCUGAGUCAUGGUAUCUGUAAGCUGAUUUAUUCUAAUCAGAGCUACUGAAAGGUACCUGUUUUCAAUAAAUUGUGGAUUUGUUUUUAA
This is a messenger RNA of Orcinus orca (killer whale), 2275 nucleotides long. RefSeq names its product cell division cycle associated 8 (gene CDCA8). Lineage: Eukaryota; Metazoa; Chordata; Mammalia; Artiodactyla; Delphinidae. The record is from RefSeq and is a predicted model, not a curated record. The coding region runs from base 150 to 992 and encodes 280 amino acids. The transcript has 11 exons. Gene Ontology annotation, biological process: mitotic sister chromatid segregation. Gene Ontology annotation, cellular component: chromosome passenger complex; spindle midzone; chromosome, centromeric region.